CCACACUUUACGUCACUCUCACGCCUCGAGUUCCCGUACCCUGCCCCAGAUCUUCAAUAUCAUGCCAGGUUUGCGGGAAGAGUUGCAAGGGAUGUUCAUGCACAGUGAUGCUGCUUGAUGGCGCAGGGCGAGGUCUGGAAUCUUUCUCUUCCUCUUCCAUCAUCCUUGUUCUCUUGAGGGUUUGUGCUUUUGCGAUCUCCCCUUCAGCCUCUCCAAUUUCCACAUCUCUCUUCGCUUCUCGAAUACCCUCGACUGUGAUAUCUCUUUGAAUUUUGUCCGAGCACUUGAUAAAUACGAACAUCGCAAAUAUGACGGGCUUCAUCACGAAUUAUAUCCAAAAUACUGCCAUGGGCAUGCUGUCCAGCGGCAUCACAGCAGCAGGAAAUGUAGCUGGCAAUGCCGUCGGCGGCGUAGGCACCAUGAUCCAAAGCAGCGGACAAGCAGUCGGCAAUGGCAUCGAAGGCAGUAUCAAAAAUUGGGGCGACUACAUCAACAGCUACGGCGACCGCGCAGUCGCAGCAACAGCACCAAACCCUGGCACAGCAACCGCGGUGAAAAAGCAAAAAGCCCUCCCAGCACCAGCACCAGCAAAAGGAGCAGGUGCUGUUGCAAAACAAAAGGCUCUCCCGUCAACAGCACAAAAAGCCCUUCCCGCUCCUGCAUCAAAGCCAAAGACAUUGGGUGCAAACACGCCAUCUUACGCAGGAGCCGCAAAGAAACACGCAGUCUCUGCUGCAUCCAAGCCGAAAGCCGUGGUCAACGGCAGUCCCAUCCCCUCCGCAAAUGGCUUGACCAAACCCUCCACACCUAAACCGUCAACUUCAUCUCUCCCUCCUGUGGUAUCCAAACCUCUCAGCAGUGCCAGCAGCGUACCCGGAAAAGCCAAAGUCAGCGCAGCAAGCAAGCCGAAGACCAGCGGAGGACUUCCCAGAGCUCCCGUGGACGGAUUGCCCAAACCUCCUGGUGUUAGUGGGAUUAAAAAGGCGCCUGUGGUGGGGGGAGUGGGUGGAUUGCCCAAGGUUUCGGCGACUUCAUUGCCCCCUGCUAAUGUGCCGAAACCUCCUUCGAUGAACAAGGUCAGAGUUGAUCCUGCCAGUAGACCUAAGAAGUAGAGAGAACGUCGGUUGGAAGAAACGAGACUUGAUCGCGGUCUCUUGGAUGGAUGCAUUGAGGGCAGCUUGUUUCGAGUAAGCAUUGUCGAUGUUGAUCGUACGUUUUUGCGUUUCCAUUUUUCCAAGGGGAUCGUCGUUGUAUGAGGGUAAUGAAAUUACGAUAAUCUAGCUGUGUCAGUAUCAAUAUAUUCUUUGUUAUACAUAUUC
Aureobasidium pullulans EXF-150 is the source of this 1319-nucleotide messenger RNA. RefSeq lists its product as uncharacterized. The record is from RefSeq and is a predicted model, not a curated record. Bases 309 to 1112 code for a protein of 267 amino acids. The transcript has 2 exons. Lineage: Eukaryota; Fungi; Ascomycota; Dothideomycetes; Dothideales; Saccotheciaceae.